UUACAUUUUUUUUUAGAAGAAAACCUACUUUUCUGAAAGCUAUCAAUAAAGACGUGUGGUGGCAAGAUGCUGAGGUACAUGAAAUGUAUGAUUAUACUUUCCGGAACAUUUUUCCUCCUCUACUUCGGCCUGCACCCUUUGAGUAAGCUUUUUGGCGACGAUUCCCCACCAGAUCAGUAUCGGGAGUUCACCUUGAUCAACACCUCCAAAUGCCAUUUGGUUGGCCGGCAUAUUCCUCCACCCAUCACCCGAACCCACGAGAAUAUUCUCUCAUUGCGAUGCAACAAGGUACAGUUAAUGUUUACGGAUACCAGGAAUGAUGGAAACUACCUGAUGCCCAGUCAAGUUCUUGAAGAGUUGUGGUGCCACUACUGGCUUUAUGUUCCUGAGAAUUGGAAGACGGAUAAGUUAUUAGGAGAUGGACAGUUCAACUUAAUGCCAUAUGCCCAAGACGGCUUCAAGGUUGGCACUGGCCGGCAGACAGUGCGAGUCCUGUGCAAAAGUGCUUCAAAGGAAAUCAAAUACCACGACGUUCACUUCUUUCUGCCACCCCCUGAGCCGGAUCUGAUUCCUAAAGAUGAGAAUGAUGACAAAAUGUCGGUACUGAUUUUGGGCAUAGACUCUUUAUCCACGAUGGUAUUUCUCCGGAACUUCCCAUUCUUGACAGGCCUCUUGUCUUAUUUGCCGAACACCGCGUUUUGGGGCUAUAGUCGAGUGGGCUUGGGUGCCUAUGAGAACGUUAUGGCACUUCUUAGUGGACGUAGCAUCGACGAAUUGGAUCCAGACUGGCCAACCCCAGAGGAUGAAACUGAAAGCCCCUCAUAUAAGGAGGCUAGAGGUCCGCAUUUCCUUUGGGAGAAGUUCAAAGCCGCUGGCUACAGGACUGCCUACGGAGAGGAUACCGCCCAGAGCUUUGCCAGCCGGACCGAAAGAUGGAGAUUUUCCAGGGAGUUCCCGGAAUAUAAUCUGCAUCCUAUAAUGUUGGAGAUGGAUCGUAACACACGCUACAGCAUUGAUGUCCGUGAAAUGAUUCACUGUACAGCGGGCCGUGAGUUUGGAGGUGUUCUGCGAGACUUUAUUACCAGUCUGGUGCCUCAUUUCAAGCAAAGCCCGUUUUUCUCCUUUUUCUGGGAGUCGCAGGGCGUUGAGGAGUACUACCAGUACUCACGGACCCUGGAUGUGGCCUACUUGAUGCUUUUAAAGCGUUUGGAGGAAGAGAAUAUCCUUAAUAAGACGCUGGUUCUCCUGGUGUCCGGACACGGGCUGCGGAAGGGAAAUUACAGGAUGAGCUACCAGGGCAUGCAGGAGGAGUCGCAGCCUCUACUGGUUGCCAUUUACCCAGAGUGGCUAAAGGCAAAGUAUCCCAUGGCCAUUUCGAAUCUUGAGAUCAAUUCCAGAAGUCUGGUAACUGCAUACGAUCUGCACGAGACGUUAGAGGAUGUGCUGCACUUGGAUCAGCUGAAGGACUCCAACUUGCAGAAACGGAUGAGUGACCUGGAGUCAAGAGAUGGAAAAAGUAUGCCUCGAGGGAUAAGUCUCUUUCUACCGAUUCCGGAUGCGAGGACCUGUGACAUGGCCGGAAUACCCUCUCUGUUUUGCUUCUGCCGGGAGCUUACGGAAGUGCCCACGGAUGAUGGCCUGGUGCUCCGUUGCAGUCGCUUUCUGGUGAAGUCCAUUAACGAAAUGCUCAAACCAUAUCCAAUUUGCCAACAACUGAAGCUUCAUAUGGUGAUGGUGGCCUAUUUUGUGGACUUUGGUGAGGAAUCCUUCAUCUAUGAGUUGCGGCUGAGGGUGAAGACCAUGCCGGGGGAGGGAAUUUUCGAGGGCACGGUCCGGCUCACGGACCAGAUGCAUCUGACCAGUCCCAUCAAUCGGAUCAGCCGGUACCUGAGCCGAUCCACCUGCAUCGGGGAACCCUACAUCAAAACAAUGUGCCAUUGCCUGAAUUAAGAAAUUAUCGGUAA
This is a messenger RNA of Drosophila bipectinata, 1964 nucleotides long. RefSeq lists its product as uncharacterized. Lineage: Eukaryota; Metazoa; Arthropoda; Insecta; Diptera; Drosophilidae. The record is from RefSeq and is a predicted model, not a curated record.